Molecule: messenger RNA, 2013 nt
Organism: Ricinus communis (castor bean)
Lineage: Eukaryota; Viridiplantae; Streptophyta; Magnoliopsida; Malpighiales; Euphorbiaceae
Product: trihelix transcription factor GT-3b
Exons: 4
Coding region: 921-1733 (270 amino acids)
Source: RefSeq, a predicted model, not a curated record
UGGUCGGCACGCAGUUUCAGAAUAAGUCCAACAGCCGUACGAUGUGGAGAUAAAUACUCAUUGAACGGCUACUGAUUAAGAAGCAAAUAGUAAAUGCUCUACUGAAUUAUUACCUAAAAUUUAGAGUUCAAUAAUAAUAACAGGAAUAUGCGGUCAUCCAUUUUGGGUAGGUAAGAAAACGGAUAGAUCGUGAAAUUAGAGAGAGAGAGAGAGAGAUGACGAGAGGGAAGCAGAAGAUCGAAGCACAAAGGAGAAAUGCAGAGAGGAAUCAAAAGCCAAAAGGGUCUCAGCUUGAGGCUAGAGCUGUUGCUCUCAAAGUCAUCUGCCCCAUCUGCAAGACGCAGCUAGCAAAUCAUAAUCAACUUGGGGAUCAUUAUGCCUCCAAACAUCCGAAAGAAAAGCCUCCUUCUGAAUCAAGCUGAUUUGUUUCUCUCUUGUAAAAAUGAAAAAUGUUGAGAAAAGAAUAAAAAAGAAGAAAAAAUAUUUUCGUGUGUGCUAAGAACUGUUAAAUGUACGACUGAUGGAUAUGACCUAUUUCAUUAUCUGAACCUAGGUAAGUGAUGUAUGCGUUCUAUGGUCUUCUUAGUUACGGCCUUUUUGCAUAGUUUGGAGGACCACGAACACGAUCUACAAGUCCUGCGAGUACAUGAAAGCACAGAAUUUUCAUAUAUUUUUCUGCAGGUUCAGGGUUGAGAAUUAUAUUCAAGUAUGUCUGAAGAGCAUGGAUCUGGCUCAAAAGGGGAAAAGAAACAAUUCAUCUUUUUUUAUGAUCAUUAUUGAGAGUGGUGCUUAAGGGUGUGGGUGACCCUAAAGCUUGGCUUAUAAAAAGACCAAAGCAGUUGGUAGAAGUUGUAAAAUAACUAAUCUUUCGAUUCAUAUGUAGCGGCGACAACAAUUCCCUCUUCCGUACGAUUAAAGUAAUGGCGGAGGUGUCGGGAUCGGUGUCUCCGGCGUCGUCGUCGUCACAAGUGCAGGUACAAUGGGGAGAAGAAGAAACAAAGGAGUUAAUAGGAAUAAGGGGAGAGCUGGAAAAGGAUUUUACAGUGGCGAAAAGGAACAAAGCGCUUUGGGAGAUUGUGAGUGUUAAAAUGAGAGAAAGAGGAUACCAUAGAACUCCUCCACAGUGUAAAUGUAAGUGGAAGAAUCUCAUCAAUCGUUACAAGGGCAAGGAAACAUCUGAUCCUGAUAAUGGCCUGCAUUGUCCAUUUUUUGAGGAGUUGCAUGCAGUCUUUACUGAAAGAGCAAAGGACAUGCAGCGAUUGCUUUUGGAAUCUGAGGCAGGUUCUACCCAGGGAAAGAAAAGGUUCAAGAGAUCCUUUGAUGAAUUCUCAGAAGAUGAAGAUGAGGAUGAAGAUGGCAGUGGGGAAGAGAGGCCAGCUAAAAUUAAUUUGCGGAAGAGAAAGGGUGAAAGAAUUGUGCCAGAGAUGUCCUCAAAUGCAGAUAUUGGUGGUAUCCAGGAAAUGCUUAAGGAGUUUCUCCAGCAGCAACAGCAGAUGGAGAUGCAGUGGAGGGAGAUGAUGGAAAGGCGUGUUCAUGAGCAGCGGAGGUUUGAGGAGGAAUGGCGGCAGGCAAUGGAGAAAAUUGAGAGAGAGAGAUUAAUGGUUGAGCAGGCUUGGAGGGAGAGGGAAGAACAGAGGCGGGUAAGAGAAGAGAACAGGGCUGAGAGGAGGGAUGCUCUGCUAACCACUCUCUUGGACAAACUUAUUCAUGAAAAUGAUAUGCAAGGCAGAUAGCUCACUGGGAUUCCUUUCAGUCAUCCUCUCCACCAUUGCCUGCAAUUCUUAUUUGUGGUUACUUUUAGGUGAUCAAUAGAGCAAGUUUGAUUUCUGUGGCUUGUGAAUAAUGGGUAUACAUAAACCUUUGCUUAAUGCAAUUCUUUUUUUGUAAAAAGAGAGAGAGAGAGAGGGAACGAAGGAUGAUACAGGAAGAAGCUGUACUUAAAAGGUUAUUUGUUCUGGUUAAAAUGCUGAACGUUCUUUUUUUAUUGGCAUAAAUGCAUCUUUGGCCCCUGCA